This is a messenger RNA of Sparassis crispa, 786 nucleotides long. RefSeq lists its product as hypothetical. Gene Ontology annotation, cellular component: cytoplasm. The transcript is spliced from 9 exons. Bases 1 to 786 code for a protein of 261 amino acids. NCBI's taxonomy places the organism in Eukaryota, Fungi, Basidiomycota, Agaricomycetes, Polyporales, Sparassidaceae. The record is from RefSeq and is a predicted model, not a curated record.
AUGGCUCCCCCUCUCAUCCCACCCUCUCAAACCACCCAGAACAUCAUGCUCCUCCUGCAGCAGUACCCGAUCCUCAUGAACGAGAUGCUCGUCUUCUUCUGCGAGUCUAUCCAUCCAUCUGCCCAACUGCUGUCCCAAAUUCUCGGUACGCAACCGCGGGGUAACCAGUCCUCGCCUUCUGGCAGCGGCGGCGCUUCCCCCGUCGUAGUCGGUGGGGUCGUCGGCGGGAUCGUGAGCAAUGGCGACGGCUUGCGGUACGACCUGGAGGCCCCGGUGCAUCGCAUCGACCUGGGCUGCGAGGACCAAUAUGAGAAUGGUCGAGUUCGUGACGCGGACGAUCGACAAAAUGCGUCGCAUGGGAUUACUGUCAACGCUGCGAUGGAGAAGCUGGGGCUGCACGACCCUCGCGACCUGCUCCCGGGUCUUGAAGUGCGCCUCUUGCCGCACCAGGCUAUUGGCGUGAACUGGAUGCUUGAUCAAGAACGCAAUACUCCGCGCAAAGGUGGCAUCCUAGCACGACAUGGGUCUAGAUACGUUUCUCUCGACGACCCCGGCGAGGGCGACACGCACCGCCCGACGCUCAUCGUCGUUCCCGCCGCGUUGCUCCUCCAGUGGAAGGAGGAAAUUGAAACGAAGACGAACGGGAUGUUCUCCGUGCACAUCCGGCAUGGACGCGAGAAAACUAAGUCACUCCCGAAGCUCGCAGACAAAGACUUGCUGCCAGGAUGCUGCCGAUGUGGACAGUCACCCGCCUAUGACAUGCGGCGCUCAGAUUUUGCAGCGUGA